This is a messenger RNA of Bolinopsis microptera, 591 nucleotides long. RefSeq lists its product as uncharacterized. Bases 1 to 591 code for a protein of 196 amino acids. The transcript is spliced from 7 exons. The record is from RefSeq and is a predicted model, not a curated record. NCBI's taxonomy places the organism in Eukaryota, Metazoa, Ctenophora, Tentaculata, Lobata, Bolinopsidae.
AUGAGUGGAAAAGAUAAAGAACAGUCGUCCACAGAAAAUGGAGAACCACAUUCACUUGGAAAGAAGUUUCAGCAAACCCGCAAAUCUUGCAAACAGCGCCGCGCUUCCGUGAAACUGGGUAAUCACCGAGUCACGAUAGAAUCGCCAACUUCCUCCGAGGGCGACAAUACCUCCGAGGGUGAAAAUACCAGUCGACAGGGUACAGACGAAGACCAUGCUUCAGCUAAAUCAAGUCUCAGCGAAUCUGAUGGAGCUAAACAUAAAAUAUCUGUCGCCAGUUCCUGCGAGUGGUUGACGGACAAUGAGGGCUACUAUGAAGACUCGUUAAACAUAGACAAACUAGAAGACAAAUACAAGCUGGAGAGGAUCAGCCAGCAGAAACAGCUCAGAAUGUCACAGAGCUUUAAUGAUGGAGGUCCUAGACUUUCCAAAUCAAAUUCUCUCAAAAAGUUUAAUUCUGAGGGAGAUAUUUGUGACAUAAGCUCGUGCGAUAGGAAAAAGUCUAAAAUGACGAUUGUGGAAUUGUACGAAACUGAAAAGAACUACACCUCCAACCUGUUGACCAUACUCGAGGUUUGUUGUGUUUGCUGA